AGUCUUAAUUCUGUUUGGAGCAAAACAAAUCGGUUAGCCGAAUGCAAUAGCUUGAGGUCGUGUCUCAUUCGGCGUACACUUAGGUAUCUAGUGCACUUUGUCGGGCGUGGAGUUUAAUCACGUCAGAGCGCGUGUAGUUCACUUAAAAAGGGAAGAGGGCACAAUUUUUGAUUCGGCCCGAAUGCUUAUAGAUACAAUACAGUAUAACGUAAACGGUUGAUGAUUGUGGCAACACAUUUUCUCUAAAGAUAUUACAGAGCACCAUGGAGGGCUCCAAGUCAUCCAGCACCACCAUGCAGGUGAGCUUUGUGUGUCAACGCUGCAACCAACCUCUCAAACUCGACACCAGCUUCAACGUCCUGGACCAACUCACCAUCCAGGAGCUCAUCGCUCCACUGGUCACCGUGACACCAAGCAAGCAAACAGAAAGCGGUGACACUGACAGUCCACCUGAGGAGGCUUUUGUGGAGAGCAAACAAGAUGGCAUCUCACGGAAGUACAUCCCUCCUGCUAGGAUGAUGUCCACAGAAAGCGCUAACAGCUUCACACUAAUCGGCGAGGCCUCAGACGGAGGGACCAUGGAGAACCUGAGCCACAGGUUAAAGGUAACGAGUCAUCUGUUCGACAUCAUGUCGGGGCAGAGUGACGUCGAUCACCCACUGUGUGAGGAGUGUACAGACACACUGCUCGAUCACCUUGACACACAGCUCCACAUCACAGAGAACGAGUGUCAAAACUACAAGAAGUGUCUGGAGUUGCUGUCACAGCUGCAGGUGGAAGACGAGGACACGCUGCUGAAAGAGCUGCAGCAGCUCAGGCAGGAGGAGGAGACGCUCAUCCAGGACCUGGAAGCCAUCGAACAGCAGCGGGAAUCCGUCGCCAUGGAUAUCACCGAAGCACGAUGCCACGCCCAGCAGCUGGACACAGAGGAGCUUCAGUACCAGAAGGAGUACUGCGAGUUUAAACGGCAGCAGCUGGAGCUGGAUGAUGAACUGAAGAGUGUCGAUAAUCAGAUGCGCUACUGUCAAGCUCAACUGGACCGCCUGAAGAAAACCAAUGUCUUUAAUGCCACCUUUCACAUCUGGCACAGUGGACAGUUUGGAACGAUAAAUAAUUUCCGUCUGGGGCGAUUACCCAGCGUUCCUGUGGAGUGGAACGAGAUUAAUGCGGCCUGGGGUCAGACUGUGUUGCUGCUGCAUGCUCUUGCUAACAAGAUGGGUCUGCGCUUUCAGAGAUAUCGACUUGUUCCUUACGGAAACCACUCAUACCUGGAGUCCCUUACAGACAAGUCCAAGGAGCUGCCGCUGUAUUGCUCAGGAGGACUGCGCUUCUUCUGGGAUAACAAGUUUGAUCACGCCAUGGUGGCAUUUUUAGACUGCGUGCAGCAGUUUAAAGAGGAAGUGGAGAAAGGAGACACUGGAUUCUGCCUACCGUACAGGAUGGACGUGGACAAGGGGAAGAUCGAGGACACGGGCGGAAGUGGAGGAUCGUACUCCAUUAAAACACAGUUUAACUCUGAGGAGCAGUGGACCAAAGCACUAAAGUUCAUGCUCACCAACCUGAAAUGGGGCCUGGCCUGGGUUUCGUCCCAAUUCUACAACCGUUAAAACAGAGAGAGCGAGAGAUGGAGAUCUAGGCUCAGUAGAUCUCUCUGAUCCCUGGUUCUGGCAAAAGGACCGGCUUUGACUCUUUGUUCACUAAACUUUUUUAACUGUGACUAGUUUAAAGUU
This is a messenger RNA of Tachysurus vachellii, 1730 nucleotides long. It is a transcript of the gene becn1, whose product is annotated as beclin 1, autophagy related. Gene Ontology annotation, cellular component: phagophore assembly site; phosphatidylinositol 3-kinase complex, class III, type II; phosphatidylinositol 3-kinase complex, class III, type I. The record is from RefSeq and is a predicted model, not a curated record. The coding region runs from base 264 to 1607 and encodes 447 amino acids. The transcript has 12 exons. NCBI's taxonomy places the organism in Eukaryota, Metazoa, Chordata, Actinopteri, Siluriformes, Bagridae. Gene Ontology annotation, biological process: autophagosome assembly; cellular response to nitrogen starvation; autophagy.